AUGGAACAGCGGAACCAGCUCGGCGCCCUCGGAUACCUGCCGCCGCUGCUGCUGCUCUUCGUGGCCGACGCUACGUUUACUGAAGUCCCCAAAGAUGUGACAGUACGAGAGGGAGACGACAUCGAAAUGCCCUGUGCGUUCCGGGCUCGCGGAGCCACCUCGUACUCGCUGGAGAUCCAGUGGUGGUACCUGAAGGAGCCGCCCCAGGAGCUGCUGCAGGACCUGGCGCUCAGCAUGCCGGGUGCCCGGAGCCAGGUAACAAAUAAGGAUGCAACUAAAAUCAGCACGGUGCGUGUGCAGGGCAAUGACAUCUCGCACCGGCUGCGGCUCUCGGCCGUGCGGCCGCAGGACGAGGGCGUGUACGAGUGCCGCGUGUCCGACUACGGCGACGACGACACGCAGGAGCACGCAGCCCAGGCGCUGCUGCGCGUGCUCUCGCGCUUCGCCCCGCCCCACGUGCAGGCCGCGGAGGCCGUGUCCCACAUCCAGAGCAGCGGCCCGCGCCGCCACAGCCCCGCGGGCGCCUCCAUCGUCAGCCACGUGGGCGCCACGGGCGCCGCAGGCCACACCACCACCGAGCCCAGCCGCGGUGACAAGACCCCGCCGCCCCGGAGCCCUCCAGCCGCCCCCGGCCCUGGAGUCUCCGGGGCCACUGCCGCCUCCCUGGCCCACACGGCCGCCACCGCCACCAGCACCGCCGCGGGCGCUGCGGCUGCUGCUUCCUCAGCGUCGCCGCCUCCCGGCCAGGCGGUCCUUCUGCGCCAGAGGCAUGGCUCCGGCACCGGCCGCACCUACGCCGCAGACCCGCUGCUGUCCCUGCUCCUGCUAGGGCUGCACAGGCUCCUCGGCCUGCUGGCCGGGCCCUGA
Pteronotus mesoamericanus is the source of this 867-nucleotide messenger RNA. RefSeq names its product V-set and transmembrane domain containing 2B (gene VSTM2B). The transcript is spliced from 5 exons. The record is from RefSeq and is a predicted model, not a curated record. Lineage: Eukaryota; Metazoa; Chordata; Mammalia; Chiroptera; Mormoopidae. Bases 1 to 867 code for a protein of 288 amino acids. Gene Ontology annotation, cellular component: membrane.